AACCAACUCCUCAAAGGGGACUUAGAAGAAGAAGAAUACGAAAAGUCCUUUUUGCCUUUUUUCUCUCUGUUUUCUUUUGUUGCUUAUGAAUGGCGAGUUCUUCCAGAACAACAAAAUCUAGUGGACCAGUGCUUCGUUCUUCUCUCUCACAUUCUACCAAAUUCUGUUCUUAUUCAACGUCAAACGCACCGUUUCGCUCGUCUUCUUCAAGCUUCUUCGACAAUUCUCACUCGCACAUGCCGCACCGUUCAACUUCCCCGACGCGUGUUAACGUAAUCAGCACGGCGCCAUCUCCCUCCGUCCGGUUUGCCCUCGACCGAUCCAUCUCCCCGAGCCGGACCGUGUCGAGCCACGUAAUCGUCAAGAAGCACCACCGCCACGUUACGGUUCAGAAGAAAACGUGUAUGUGUUCCCCUACCAAUCAUCCCGGUUCGUUCCGCUGCAGCCUCCACAAGAACAGUCACAACCACACAUCCGCCGGUUCGUUUCCCUCAAACCGGCUCAACAUGCGUCGUUCCGCUAUGAAGAACUCGCUCGUCAGAAUCGGAGGCGUCGAAGGUGAGUGGGUGAAACGCGCUCUCACCGCGUUGAUUCGUCCUUCCUCGCAUCAACAGAGGAGAAGAUCCGCGUUCGAACCGAGACCGAGUCGUCUCUCGAUCAUGUCCAAAUCGGAAGAGGAUCUGUAAAUUUCUUAUCUCUCUCAUUACAGGUUUUGAAUCGCCGCCGCACUAGGAGGAUUCAUCGCCGCACUAGGAGGAUUCACCGGCUGCGUCGCCCUUUUUUGCAUAGAUCUAAGAAGUUGGACUCGAAGAAUUGGUUAUUGUACAUAACAUUUGCUAUGGAAGGAGAAUUUUGGACAAUUUUAUUUUCAAUUAAAACGCAACCAAAUUUACACUAAAAAAAAUAAAGGCUAAUAACCUCUAUUCACAGACUCUGAUUUGCAAAAUUUCAAUUUUCAGAAUUCGAAUUAACAAAUGGAAUUGACGAGUUUGUUAUGCUUGUGGGUGCCAUGGAUACCAUUAAUGUUCUGUGUGGAGUUUUCGUGUCAUCUGUGUGGUGGUUUCGUGGCCGCUGCUGUUUCCGUUGACUCUCCGUUAUCUUUGUCCAGUUGCUUUGUGUUUGGUGCAAGGUAUAUUUUUAUUUUUAAUUUUUUAUUAUUUGCAAUAUUUAUUUAAUUGCAAGUUUAGUUGUGCAGCUGUUUGGUGCAGGGGCUUUGAUGGUGGAGCUACAUUCAACAUUUUAAAAGCGGAUAUUUAAAAAAUAUUUUAACAAGAAUCUGAAAAGUGGAAA
Messenger RNA from Vigna unguiculata (cowpea), 1290 nucleotides. RefSeq lists its product as uncharacterized. The record is from RefSeq and is a predicted model, not a curated record. NCBI's taxonomy places the organism in Eukaryota, Viridiplantae, Streptophyta, Magnoliopsida, Fabales, Fabaceae.